This is a messenger RNA of Acaulospora morrowiae, 441 nucleotides long. Lineage: Eukaryota; Fungi; Glomeromycota; Glomeromycetes; Diversisporales; Acaulosporaceae. The record is from the annotation of a GenBank genome assembly.
AUGGCUUUAAGAUUCUUUGAAAAAUUAUCUGCAGACUUUUCCAAACUUCUUGAUAAUUGCGAAAGCUAUGAUGUGAUUGUAGAAGUCGGUGAAGCGCCUUUAAACAAAACGUAUAAACUGCACUCACUCGUCUUAGGAACUCGCUGUUCUCUUUUUGAUAGGGAGCUAAAAGAAAUUAAAGAUUGUGACUCCAUCAAAAAGUUAAGAAAAUCCGAUAUCGCGAUUGACGUUUUUGAGAUUAUUUUGAACAAAAUGGAUCCGAGCUAUUCGAUAUCUUCAGCUGUUUUACCACCUCGUAACAUCAUUAAUGCUGUUUUUCCAAAUCGAGAAAAUGACAAUGAGGACGCCACGGUCGCAGUUGAUGAAAAUGAAGAUGUGGACGAGCAGCUGGAUUCAGGUAGAUAUGAUAAUUUUGAGAACUUAAUCUCACACAUUGACUGA